UUGAUUUGAAAGAUAUAUAUACUUCGGGAGAUUCUUCCAUGACUAUUGAUGAAAUUGUGGAUACUGUUCUUGGUACAAAGUCGGGAUAUAUAAAAGGCCUUGGUUAUGGUCCAAAACCUAAUACUACAAGAGCUACACAAAGGAGAACGGCAGAGUUAGAAGACUCUCUCAAAAAGGCGAAACAAGAAGCUGCUAGUGCCCAACAUGACUUACAGAAACGAUUAAAUGCAGCUGAAACUGAGGUAGAAAACCAACAGUCGCAGAUACUAGACCAGCAAUCUCAGAUUCAAGACCAACAGUCACAAAUAAAAGCACUAAAUUCUCAGUUGGACACUGUAGUAGCAUGCCAAGAAGACAUAUUUAGAAAGAUACAACUCUUUGCUCGCUCAUCGCCAUCAAGCGCUCCAUCAGAAGGCUGACUUAAGGUAUAAAAGGGGAGAACUGAAUCAAAAUCGAUUGCAAGCUAUGUGUCACCACAUUAUUUCUACUUUGGAAGGAACUUUUAAUUAUUUGUCUAAGUUUAGGAGUAAUAUUUAGUAUAUUUCAGUUAGAUUUUCUUGUUAUUGGACAUAUGUUACUUUUAUUUAAGGAGUUUAUAAUGAGAUAUUAUCUCAAUAGAAUUUUCGUUGUUUUUAAUUACAUGA
Molecule: messenger RNA, 644 nt
Organism: Solanum stenotomum
Lineage: Eukaryota; Viridiplantae; Streptophyta; Magnoliopsida; Solanales; Solanaceae
Exons: 3
Coding region: 39-419 (126 amino acids)
Source: RefSeq, a predicted model, not a curated record